AUGUCCUACGAUCGCUACGUUGCCAUCUGCAGACCCCUGCACUAUGAGACCCUCCUGGGCAGCAGAGUUUAUGUCAACCUGGCAGCAGCUGCCUGGGCCUCUGGUGUUCUCUAUGCUGUGCUGUACACAGCCAAUACAUUUUCCCUGCCCCUCUGCAAGGGCAAUGCUGUGGACCAGUUCUUCUGUGAAGUGCCCCAGAUCCUCAAGCUCUCCUGCUCCACAUCCUACCUCAGGGAAAUUUGGGUUAUAGUGGCCAAUGCAUGUUCAGUUUCUGUCUGUUUUGUGUUCAUGGUGGUGUCCUAUGUGCAGAUCUUCAGGGCAGUGCUGAGGAUCCCCUCUCAGCAGGGACGCCACAAAGCCUUUGCCACCUGCCUCCCUCACCUGGCUGUGGUCUCCCUCUUUGUCAGCACUGGAUUCUUUGCCUACCUGAAGCCUUCCUCCAUCUCCUCUCCAUCCCUGGACCUGGUGGUAUCAGUUCUGUACUCAGUGGUGCCUCCAGCAGUGAACCCUCUCAUCUACAGUCUGAGGAACCAGGAACUCAAGGCUGCCCUGAGCCAACUG
Molecule: messenger RNA, 561 nt
Organism: Dryobates pubescens (Downy woodpecker)
Lineage: Eukaryota; Metazoa; Chordata; Aves; Piciformes; Picidae
Product: olfactory receptor 14A16-like
Exons: 1
Biological process (GO): G protein-coupled receptor signaling pathway
Cellular component (GO): membrane
Molecular function (GO): olfactory receptor activity
Source: RefSeq, a predicted model, not a curated record